AUGGGCGUUUCCGGAGUAGGGGCGACCGCCCCUCGAAUGAUCGUGGCCGUUCGUCGAGCGUUCGGCGCGCGACGCAGGGGGGGAUUCGCCGGUCGACGAGCGAUCGCGCUAUGUCAGUUCGAGGACGGUUCUGUUCGCGUUUAUGUUGAAUGUUGAAAGGAAAAAGAAGCGACUGCGAGUGUGUGGGAGAGCGUGCGGUGUCGAGCGUGAGAUGUGCUGCACCCAGGUGCGAUCAGGCCGCGACCCCCGCGCCGACCACGGCCUCGGUCGCCGUUGUUCGGACGACGCGCACGAUGGUGCUGUUGUUGUUAUUGUUGUCGUCGUCCAAGAUGAAGAUGAUGAUGUGCAGGUGGAGCAGCAGCAGAAGGAGUUGUUGUUGUGAGGGUUACAUCCAGGAGAGGAGAUGAGUGCGGCUCUGCCGCCGUUGCCCGAUCUCAUACCGAUAUCGGCGCUGCGGAAGGGCGGAAAGGCGCCCGAGGUAGAUAGUUUCAAUAAUAAUUGCAGCAGCAGCAACAGUAGUUGCAACAGCAGUAUCAGUACUGGUAGUACUACCUGCAGUAGCAAUAGCAGUAGCAGCAGGAGGGACGUCCAAGAUUGUUCGCCCUGCAACUCGACCCAGUGUUCCGGCGGAGAGGUUAUGGGAGAGCAGCGCUCGCGGCGAACGGGGAAACAACCUGCCGUCGACCUGAUCGAUACGUCGCGGUCACGUGGUAACGACGUCGCCGCCCCUCAGCAACGAGCGUCGUCCUCCACCGCCGCCGCCGCUGCGACCCGGAAAGCCCGCUCCGAGCGUCAUCGUAAAUCAGACAGACGACGCGAACGCGACCGCCGCAAACGAUCCACCUCCUCGCUGAAAUCGUGCUCUUCUCUGCCAUCGUCGCCGGAAAGACCCGCGAAUCCGCGCGUCAAUCCCAUUUUCGUCUGGGUACGUCAACAGGACUCUCAAAUCGUGGAAGUCAAAUGCGAAGACUACGACAAGCGGAAUCGGAUUCUGCUGACGAAGACCCCGCAGGGAUGGCGCGCGAUACCUCGAACGGAGACGCUGGCGCCCACCCUCCAGAGAACGGAUGACACCAACACCAGUAACUCUUCGAGCACCGUCGACCACCGGGCCAAGAGGAAGACCAAGAAGCGCAGCAACUGCAAGGUGAAACGAAGAUCUACCGGUGUCCAAGUUGACGAUCACGAGCUGGAAAGUGAGGGUGCAUCUUCUCCGUGGAACGCGCACGAUCUCGAUCCUGACCCGGACCCCGAACCCGAGCUGGACUCUGAAAUCGAGAUAAUCGAAGUUUUCGGCGCGGUCAAAUCUCCGGUCGCGGAGGAGGAACCUUGUGCAAACAGUAACAGCAGCAGCAGCAGCGUUAGUAAUAAUAGUCGUAGCAGUGUUUCCGUUUCCGUGUCUGAAUCAAGUGCGCAAGUGACAAACACACAAUCGACUACCGAUUGCAACAAUAAAGGAGACGUCGUCAGCCCGCUUGACAACCUCCUCGCAGUCGCCGAGCUGGAGUUCAAUCAGCAGAUUCAGUCGGAGCAGCAGUGGGAGGUGAAACCUCCACCGUACAAAGUGGAGCUGGUGGAGGAGGAAGAGGAAGAGGAGGAAGAAGAAGGAGAAGAAGUUGACGAGGAAGAGCAAAUUGAUAAUAUGCAGCAGUUGGAUAUAUUCAUAGAGUCGUGCGCCCCGACACAGACCCCAGAAAUAGAGAUGAAGGCCAAGCCCGAUGAUUGCGAAUGCGAUUACACCGAAGAGGACGAUAACAAUCUGGCGAUGGACGAUAUUCUGAGUCGCCUCGAGCAAUCCCUUCGCAGCCCCGACACCCUCCAUUCAGAGAUCAACGAAAUCAUCAAGAACCAAAAGCCGGAUCCGUCGCCUCCGGCUCCACCGCCCCCGCCUCCGCCGCUCCAUCGACACAGUAACAACAACAAUAAUAACAACAAUAGUAGCAGCAGCAGCAGCAACGGCAACAAACCAACGGAGCAAGAAACCCCGACGGAUCUCUCCACAACCACUAAAGAUAAGUACGAGGAGCUGAACGACCUAAUGCCCACAGACCUCACGCUCCCCAAAUCCCCCCACAAACGUCCGCAGUCGCAGAACUCGGAGACGAUCCAAUCGCCACAGCCGAGCGGCAUACCAGCCGUACCUCAUUCACCCGACCUAUUAUACAGUGCCAACAAGUCCAAGUCCAACAUAUACCUGGAGUCUCUGCUGUCCCCCCCACUCAAGGAGUCUCCACCGCCACCGAAGGAACCCCUCGAUCUGGGCAAGACGCGCGAGUCGGACAGCCCCAAAGUUACCUGCUCACAAGAAGUUCAAAACCCGGAACCACCGACCAAAAAGAUCAAAUUAGAAGAUAUCACGCUGAAGACGCUCCUCGAUAACGAGUCGAACAAAUCCGAGAACCAUAAAAAAUCCGAAAACAAGAACGCCCAAGAGACACCGCGACUUCUGGAGCUCCUGACCGAGGAGAGCGAAGUGAUGAUGGCCGUCGAUCCAGUGACGCAAUUGAAGCAGCUUCUGAAAAACACCAGUUUGAACAUACCAGAUCCGAUGCUGAUACCAAAGGAUAAGCUCAGCCAAAUCUUAUCAUCGCCCGCUCAAGAAAUCCCGAAAUUACUCACCGAAAGGCCAGAGUUGCGACUGCCGGAAGCUCUCGCGUUUCCGCAUCUGCUACAAGAUCCAGACAUUUUGGUGAUCACGCUAUCCCAAUUGCAAACUAUCAUUCAAAAGCAGAGUCAAUCUCUUCCGCUGGCGGAUAAAACUACCGAGGAAAUUAAGAAGAAACCGGAGUCGCCUAAACCGCAGUUGCCGCCACAAAAACCACAAAUUCUCCAACAGCAACAGCCUCCGCUUGUUACACAACCUGCACCUAAAGAAGAUCCAAAAACUACGACGACGGCGACGACGACGAACAGUGCAAGCAAGGCUAAGAGCAGCAGAAUAUCGGAGCUUUCGAGUGAUAUCGAUGCGGCGACGAACGCGGCGUUCACACAGAUGAUGUGGCUGCCCUAUUUGAAUCAAUUAGAGUCGGCCGCUAUGACUUUUGGAAAUAAUCCGGAAUUCCUCAAGUUGCUCUCGACGAUGCUGCCCAGUUUUCCCGGACCAAUGCCGGAUAUGACUCGCAUGAUGGGACCGAAUCGUCUGCCUGCGUUCCAGCCGCCGACGUUCCCGAUGCAACCGCCUAUGAACUACAACCCAUUGGAAUUGUCGAUGUGGCAGGAGGCUAUGCUGCAGGCCAAUUUGGCGCACACGAAGAACCAGUUCGAUCUGUUCAGCAAGAAGGAUUACAAAGCGAAAAAUAACAAUCUGAUGUUUGGUAACAAAAAUCCGUUCAUGAAUGUACCGCCGUCGAAUUCGAGCCAGUUCGGCGGCUCCACCAGAUCCAAUCUUCAAAUGCCACCGUACAAUACGCAUCCUACUGCUAAGCAUGGGAAGAGCAGUAGCAAACACGGCAGUUCUAACGGUGCCAAUAAGAGUAUGGAUUACGUGAAGUCGAUUUUUCACCAACAACAUCAGCAACAGCAACAACAACAGCAACAGCAGCAGCACCAGCAGAUGCAGCAGCAGCAGCAACAGAAGUUGUACGAAAGCGAAAAACAGUUGAGGCAGAUGGACAGCCGGCAGAAGGAAAUGUUGAAGCAGCAGGAGACCGCGUACAAGCAGCACCAGGAGUUGCAGAAGCAGCAGGAGUUAUUCAACAAGCAGCACGAGUUCUACAAACACCAGCAGGAGUUGUACGCGCAGAAACCGAAGGUGGUCUGCAAAUCGUUUGCGAAUAUGUCGGCCAAUCAGGACGUGGCUGCUUCCGCUUCAGUUUCCGGAAGUAAACGAUACCACAGCAGUAGCAGCAACAGCAGCAGACUUCCGGGUCCAAUAGAUCUAUCCGGUUCUACGGCCGUCCCAGUGAGCGGAGGUGGCAAGUUGAAGGUCAAGCAGCAUCUCAUUGAUCCGAUCGGUUCGUCGAGGCUGCUGAAACACGACGAUGUGCCGGAGGUGGGCAGCACUACGGCCAGCAUCGAGGAGAUGCAGGACGCACAGAAGCAUCUUUGGCAUCCGCUGUUUGGAAACCAGAAGAGCUACACAAGUCCUUGGAAUUGGACGACGGUCACUGCGACUGGCGAAUAACAUAGGCCGUUACCUCCAAACAAUUGGAGGCAAGUCCAACAGCAGCAGCUGCAGCAUCAGCAGACCCAACUACAGCAGCAACAGCA
Messenger RNA from Nicrophorus vespilloides, 4209 nucleotides. RefSeq names its product mastermind-like protein 2. NCBI's taxonomy places the organism in Eukaryota, Metazoa, Arthropoda, Insecta, Coleoptera, Silphidae. The coding region runs from base 404 to 4123 and encodes 1239 amino acids. The record is from RefSeq and is a predicted model, not a curated record. The transcript has 2 exons.